Messenger RNA from Acyrthosiphon pisum (pea aphid), 1939 nucleotides. RefSeq names its product FIC domain protein adenylyltransferase (gene Fic). Lineage: Eukaryota; Metazoa; Arthropoda; Insecta; Hemiptera; Aphididae. The transcript has 6 exons. The record is from RefSeq and is a predicted model, not a curated record. Gene Ontology annotation, molecular function: protein binding. Bases 474 to 1811 code for a protein of 445 amino acids.
AUUAUAUUUAGCUUAAUAUAAAAUUACGAGUGAUGACGAUUAGUGACGAGCCUUUAAAAAAGAACUAAGUGCCGGUGAUACUGACGAGUAUGUAGUUUAAUCUAAAAAAUAAAAACCUUUAAGCCUUUUAAGAGUAAUCGAGUAGAGUAUACGAAUUAUGUAAUACAUACAUACAUGUGGACAUGUCUACUAUAUAGACAUGUAGUAUUGUAGUCGAUUUACUGGGUCUGCCACCGCGACAAUUAAGAUGAUCUUAUUUGUAUCAUAUUUAUAGUCGACCAUUUUAACAAUAUGUUUAAUAUUCAACACCGAUAUUGAGUGAUUCAAGCUAUGGAUAGAGUCGUUUUUGGAUCAAUAACCCCCAUGAAGAUCAUGAACAGAACAAAGCCUAUUGUGUACAUUUCUGGGCCAUCGUGAAGUGUUACAUUAUAUUAAUAUAUUUUAUUGUUAAAAUAAGAUUCUAAUCUGUAAUCAUGAGGUGUUUAGCUCUGAAGUUAUUCCAAACCAAUGGGGUAAUGUACAAAUAUUAUUCGGUGAUCUUUAUAUUUUUGUUUGGAGCACUAUCUAGCAUAUUUCUUAAUAAAUACUGGAACUACACACCGUACGUUUACGAUCAAACCAGACAUCUGAUUGUACGUCGCCCGUUUUCAAUUAUUGAUUAUGAUGAUCAUGAAUAUGUUGAUUCCAAUCAAAAUGCUCAUGAACUAAUCAUCAGAGAAACAGAUGUGGAUGUUGUGUCUGAUCAAGAUAAUUUGGAAGCUUUAAUGUCACUGGUUGCUGCCAAUGAGAUGAAAUCGAUGGGUAAAGGUGAAAAAGCAUUGAAACUUAUAGAACAUGGUAUUGCACUUGCUCCAAAAAAUCCUGACUUAUUAAAUGGCUAUGGUGAACUUAUUGAAACGCUUCGAGACGACAUAUUAACAGCCGAUCAGAUGUAUUAUCAGGCACUUAUACAUAGUCCAAAACAUAAAGAGGCAUUGAUAAAUCGUAAGAGAACUCAAAUUAUUGUUGAUGAUUUGGAUUGGCAACAGCUCAAGCGUAUUGACGAAAAAAGAGAUAAAAUGGCUUUAAUAUCAGAUUCUAAUAUGGCUCUUAGAAGAGCAAAAAAAGAAGCAUAUUUUCAGCACAUUUACCAUACUGUUGGUAUUGAAGGAAAUAGAAUGUCUUUAUCAGAAACUAGAUCUAUUUUAGAAACUAGAAUGGCCAUUGGUGGUAGAAGUAUUGCCGAACACAAUGAGAUAAUAGGUUUAGAAGCAGCUCUUAAGUAUAUAAAUGCAACAUUAAUCCAUCGACUUGGUAGUAUAUCUGUUGAUGAUAUUUUGGAAAUUCAUAAACGAGUAAUGGGAUUUGUUGAUCCUUUAGAAAGUGGAGUUUUUCGUCAAACACAAGUAUUUGUUGGUGGUCAUGUUCCUCCAGGUCCAUCUCAUAUUGGAACGUUAAUGGAAAAUUUUUCUUUAUGGCUCAAUUCUGAAUCUACUCUCAGACAACAUCCUGUAAGAUUUGCAGCUCUGGCACAUUACAAAUUAGUACAUAUACAUCCAUUUACUGAUGGAAAUGGACGAACUUCGCGUCUGCUCAUGAAUAUGAUUUUAAUGCAAGCUGGCUAUCCACCAGUUAUUAUACCAAAAGGAGAAAGACAUAAGUAUUAUAGAACUUUGGAAUUUGCGAAUAAAGGAGAUAUUAGACCAUUUUUAAGGUUCAUUGCUGAAUGUACUGAAAGAACAUUAAAUCAAUUUUUGUUGUCUACUACAACAGAAUUUUCAACUGACAUUCCAGAAUUAGACUAUGAUAAUAUUAUUAUAAAUGAAUCAUAAUAAUGUCCCAAAUUUGAAAAUUUAUCAGCCAAAUAGUCUGCUUGUAGAAGUUUAAUACAAAAUCAAUGGUUUAGUCUUGUCUAAUAAUUAUUAUAUUGUAAUAUUUGUGUACUGCAGUAAGUAUUAAA